Molecule: messenger RNA, 522 nt
Organism: Mucor velutinosus
Lineage: Eukaryota; Fungi; Mucoromycota; Mucoromycetes; Mucorales; Mucoraceae
Exons: 2
Coding region: 1-522 (173 amino acids)
Source: RefSeq, a predicted model, not a curated record
AUGAGUGAAGCAACUCACCACGCGGGCGAUGCUCUGCUGAGACAGUGUGUAGGAGCAUUGGAUCGCUUGUACUCUUGCACUAGUAAUAGAGAUCACUUAACCAUAUUGAACACCGCCGUGGAAAAGCUGCUCCAAGAUCAAUUCAAGAAUUUCGAGUCCUUCAGGGCUGAAUUAUCUUGCAUGAAUGACCCUUUGUUAAGCACACUGAAAUCAAGCAACAAAGCAGGGAUGGUCAUUUUCAACGAGGAAGAAGAAGAAGAAGAGAGGGCAAGAUUAGGGGCAGAGGGAGUAGAAAGAGAAAAGGCAGAAGAAGUGAAUCAGGCGACAUCUAGUACAGAUGGAAUAGCUCCUACUCAGGCAACAUCAAGCACACCCGAUACCCUCACAAGCACAUGUGUGGAUGCUGCCGUACAAUUGGAACCUACUACUGCCACUACAAAUGUCUUUGAGAUGCCAGCUCCAAUGGAUGGUUUGCCAAAUGUGAUAACAAACGGUCCUUUGACAGAAGCUAUUGUCCAAUAA